UGUUCCCUUGGGCGGCGCCUGCCUUCGCUGGAGAACUGGUCUGGUUUUUUAUUUUAUCUACAGCCCAAACAUGAUCUACUCCUCGGGAAGAGAGCCCUACUUCAACCUGAACUCCACGUGGUACGACCCGGCUGGGUCGUGGCUGGACACGCGGCGCACGCCCUUCCGCUACGGCUACGCCAACUGCUGCUCCUCGGGCUGCCAGGGCGAGGGCGCGCAGGGCAUGUGCGGCCACGACUACCGCUGCUACGGCUACCGGCAGCCCCGCUGCUCCGAGCGCUGCUCCAGCUCCUCCUCCUCCUCGUGCUCGGGCUGCGUGAGGAGGCCCACGUACAGCUACGGGGGUUCCGGGGGCUGCCAGGGCUACGGGAGGUCCGUGUGCGCCGAGAGGUGCCAGGGGUCGUCGGGCUCGUGCCACGGAGGGGGGUCCGGGUGUGUGAGGAGGCCCACGUACAGCUCGGGGGGCUCGGGGGGCUGCCAGGGCUACGGGAGGUCCGUGUGUGCUGAGAGGUGCCAGGGGUCGGGGGCGCAGGGCGUGGGGAAGCCGUGCUGUGGGAAGCCGGCGCAGAGCGUCGCGGUGCAGAGCUGUCCCCAGCCGGUGCAGAGCUGUGCCUGCCCUGCUCCAGUGCAGAGCAUCCCAGUCCAGAGCUGUCCCCAGCCGGUGAAGAGCUGUCCCCAAACGGUGAAGAGCUGUCCCCAACCAGUGAAGAGCUGUCCCCAACCAGUGAAGAGCUGUCCCCAACCGGUGAAGAGCUGUCCCCAACCAGUGAAGAGCUAUCCCUGCCCCGCUCCAGUGCAGAGCAUCCCGGUGCAGAGCUGUCCCCCUCCGGUGCAGAUCUGUCCCCGUCCCUGUCCCCCUCCAGUCCAGCAGAUCUGUCCCCGUCCCUGUCCCCCUCCAGUCCAGCAGAUCUGUCCCCGUCCCUGUCCCCCUCCAGUCCAGCAGACCUGCGUGCCCGUGGCCAAGGGCAUCCCCCGCCAGCAGCACAAGCAGAUCUGCCAAGUGCCAGCCCAGAAGAUCAAAUGAAGGCCGUGAGGAGUGAGGGGAAGCCGAGGGAAUUUGUCCCCUCUUGUCCCCUCUUGUCCCUGCCCUGCCUUGUCACCUUGCCCUGUCCCUCCGCUUGUAACGCGCUCCGAAGUCGUGACCCACGGGCGCUGUGGAAUUCAAUCCUCAGCUCGUUUCACAGCAGACGUGGAGGCAAUAAAAAAUUCCCCCUGGCACUCGUG
Molecule: messenger RNA, 1224 nt
Organism: Prinia subflava (tawny-flanked prinia)
Lineage: Eukaryota; Metazoa; Chordata; Aves; Passeriformes; Cisticolidae
Product: keratinocyte proline-rich protein-like
Exons: 2
Coding region: 71-1024 (317 amino acids)
Source: RefSeq, a predicted model, not a curated record